AUGUAUAUUAAAUAAUAACUCCUUAAAUAGUAGAUUCCUUCUUAUUAGCAUUCAGAUGGCACUUGUUUCUGCUCUGUGUGUUUGUGCAGCAAGUGUUACUGCAAAUAAAAGCCGUAACAAACGCAUUACAUUAAUGAACCAAAAUCAAUCUAUAAUAUCGAUUACGAUUCAAGAAGAACCCCCAUUAAACAUUCCAGAUUGCCCAAUCAGAAUUACCAAGGCAGACAAAAGGCUUUAUCACUUCAUUCUGUUUACAACGAUGAUUUCGAUAAAAAGCAGUUGAACAAAUCAUCACUUGAUAAUAUACAAUAACCAUAGAAUAAUUCUUUCAGCAUUCCUUUUUGUGGUUGUAACUCGUAUGCACUCUAAUACCCAGGUAAAACUUCUAUGCCUCCUCAACUAUUAAAACCACUAAAUUAAAUUCAAUUACUCCCUGCAAAACUAGACCUCAAAUCAAGUUAUCAAAGAGAACACAGACAUUACAAAUUAGAUCAAGAUAAAAUCAUCAAUUUCUCCAAAAUUACAAAUCAAAGAUUACAUACCAACUCUAAAGAAAAAAACAUCUAUUUGAACUCUAGUUAUUAAGAGUAAUACAAAGGAUUAACUGCGAAAAGAGUUUCUUAAUUGCCCGUCCAAUCAACCUAUUUGCCUUUUGGACUAAGUAACCAAGGCGUAAAUCUUUAUGUUAGUACAAAUAAACAAGAUUAUGAAGAAUAAAGGCAAUAUUAAUGUGAAGCAGAAGAAAAAUUACAACAAUUAAGCAAUUAAUUAUUAUAAGAACAUUGA
Messenger RNA from Paramecium octaurelia, 786 nucleotides. Lineage: Eukaryota; Ciliophora; Oligohymenophorea; Peniculida; Parameciidae. The record is from the annotation of a GenBank genome assembly.